This is a messenger RNA of Scomber japonicus (chub mackerel), 1104 nucleotides long. It is a transcript of the gene hoxc11a, whose product is annotated as homeobox C11a. Gene Ontology annotation, molecular function: RNA polymerase II cis-regulatory region sequence-specific DNA binding; DNA-binding transcription factor activity, RNA polymerase II-specific. The record is from RefSeq and is a predicted model, not a curated record. The coding region runs from base 1 to 1104 and encodes 367 amino acids. Gene Ontology annotation, biological process: regulation of transcription by RNA polymerase II; anatomical structure development. The transcript is spliced from 2 exons. Gene Ontology annotation, cellular component: nucleus. NCBI's taxonomy places the organism in Eukaryota, Metazoa, Chordata, Actinopteri, Scombriformes, Scombridae.
AUGACAAUAUGUACUUUCGAUCACGUGUCUGCGGGGCGACUUAGACGGAUUGCGCGUCAUCUCGCCUUCCCAAAUUUUUCCCUUCUGCUGCAGCUCGUAUCCAAAACAUCUAUCUAUAGUACGGAGUACGAGAGAGAGAGAAAGAUGUUUAACUCGGUGAAUCUGGGCAACUUCUGCUCCCAGACGCGCAAAGACCGGACAUCCGAGUUUGGGGACAGGACGGGCUGCGCGUCCAACAUCUACCUCCCCAGCUGCACCUACUACGUCCCCGAGUUUUCUGCCGUCUCCUCGUUUCUUCCACAGGCCCCGGCCCGGCAAAUCAGCUACCCUUAUUCCACAAAUCUGUCUCAAGUACCGCCGGUACGGGAAGUUUCAUACGGCUUGGACCCUGCUAGUAAAUGGCACCACAGAAGCAAUUAUGCAUCGUGCUACUCGGGAGAGGAUUUGGUGCAUAGGGACUGUCUUCCACCAUCCACCAUGACAGAAAUGCUUAUGAAGAACGAGAGUGUGUACAGCCACCACCAUCACCAUCACACCCACCCGGGUUCCAAUCACCCCUCCACAGGUUUUUACUCCGGCAUGGGGAAAAACAACGUCCUCCCGCAAGGUUUCGAUCGCUUUUUUGAGACCGCAUACUGCAGCAGCACGGACAAUCAGUCAGACAAUUGUUUACAAAAGGGCGAGGGGGGAAAGCUGGAAAGCGACUCCCAGCAGCAGCAGCAGCAACAGCAGCAGUCCACAGCCUCUGUCCCCGGAGCCUCGGAGCAGGAAAAAGACCCAGAAGAUGAGGAGGAACAUACAAAUUCAGGCUCAUGUACGUCUUCCUCCGCAACAACCAAGGACGGCAACGCCAGCAAGAACAGCCACUCGAGCACUCCUCGCACAAGGAAGAAGAGGUGUCCAUAUUCCAAGUUUCAGAUUCGAGAGCUGGAGCGGGAAUUCUUCUUUAACGUUUACAUCAACAAAGAGAAAAGGCUUCAGCUUUCCCGAAUGUUAAACCUCACCGACCGCCAGGUUAAAAUUUGGUUUCAGAAUAGAAGGAUGAAAGAGAAGAAGCUGAGCAGAGAUCGUCUCCAGUACUUUUCUGGAAACCCUCUGUUGUGA